AUUACGAAAUGGACUGGUUAAAGGUAAUACAAGAUAGGACUAAGAGAAAUUGUGCAUCUUCAUUAUCAGAAUAUUACUUGAAAGUCCACGAAAUUUAUGUUCAGAGCAUACACCAUUCUCAGAAGUAUGAGCCAACUAUCCCUAUGGACACACAUAAAUCGGAAAAUUUGACCCAGCAACAAUUCGAGCAAAAUAAGUGUGAUAACAGUUCACAGAAAUCAAUUUUCCAAAAUGGUGCAACCAAAUUUUUAUUGAAAGAUCAAAUUAAACAGGAGCCCAUACUAGACAGCCCAGAUCCUUCAGUUAUGUCACAAGAUUUUAACCCCAAGCUAGUGAAGACAGAAUUCGAUUUUCACCAUUUUAAUGGUAACCGUGAUAGUAACAGAUCGAAAAGUUACGAACUAAAACAAAAUGGUUUCAACCACUCCGGAUUAACACGCCUUAAUGUCAAAAACAAGAAGAAAUUAAAAAAAGUCAAAGAAUUUAGUAUUUGCCAAAGCAUGAUUAGAAACUCCGGAAAGCAUAAAUCGUGCAAUGUAAUGGAGGAAUCGGAUGCAUCGCACGUAAUCUUAAAGACACCGUACGUGAUAACUAACUCGGUCAAUUGUAAAGAUGUAAUAAGUCGAUAUAGUCAGACAGAACCAAACUAUGUGAUGCCUCUCACUAUGAUAUUAGUCGAUAAUCGAACAAUUUCGCAGGGAGCGCUCGCAGAUCAUGUAAGUAAUAGCAGUCUGAAGACUAAUAUGAUAAAUAAAGGUACACAAUGUACAAUCACUCAAGAUACACCAUACGCAAAAAAUGAUCAAAGUUAUGCAGCAAAGAAUGAGGAUACCACCAAAUGGGCUGGUCUUCACAAAUUUAUAGAAUCCUACCAAUUACACAUUAAAGAUUGCGACGCCGAACUGAAAUCGUUAAGGGAAUCUUUGAAGAAGUGGAGGGAAGCAGUGUACGUAAACCAGUGUGAAGUACGAAAUUUGGAGCACGAUCGUCGAUUACUGCAAUCCACCUCGUUUAUGUUCGAACAGGAGCGCAUACAGAUACAAACGAAAAUAGAUAACUUCAAUGCAAUUGUUGACGCAUUUAGAUAGCAUCAGAAUUUUCGUUUUAAUAGAACUUUCUGUACCCGAACUGUAUUUUUAACUGUGAUUAAAAUUAAAAUCUUAUAAUAUUGGUAA
Messenger RNA from Photinus pyralis (common eastern firefly), 1175 nucleotides. RefSeq lists its product as uncharacterized. NCBI's taxonomy places the organism in Eukaryota, Metazoa, Arthropoda, Insecta, Coleoptera, Lampyridae. The record is from RefSeq and is a predicted model, not a curated record.